AUGGCCGGUGUGUCUCUCGGGGCUCACACGGCCUGGCGAAUUGCCUCACUGGCUUCUCCGGGGCAGUUCCACGCCUAUGCAAUGGUGGUCGGCUGUCCAAACUUGACCGAUCUACUGCUAAGUCGGGUAGGGCUUGAUCCGGAAGCAGACAAGCAAAAUAUCGACAACCUCUAUCAGCGUAUGACUUUGGAGCAACAACGGCGCUGGCCACGCUCUCUAGCAGAGAUUGUUCAUCGAGACGAUCUCAAAGUUGCAGACGAGUUCCCUACAGACGUGCCUUUGCUUUUGUGUAAUGGACUGCACGACAGGUUGGUCCCUGCAAAGUAUACAGCAGCAUGGGUGGAGGAAAGGCGGGAAAAGGGUGACCAGCAUGUAACAUUCUUUGUGCAGGAGAAUACAGGCCACAGCUGCACUAAGGAGAUGGUUGCGAUGCUAGUUGCGUGGCUUCGAGAUAGUCUCCCUAUACACUCUCCUCGGCCAUUCCUAUAG
Messenger RNA from Penicillium riverlandense, 489 nucleotides. RefSeq names its product alpha/beta hydrolase family protein. The transcript has a single exon. Gene Ontology annotation, biological process: proteolysis. NCBI's taxonomy places the organism in Eukaryota, Fungi, Ascomycota, Eurotiomycetes, Eurotiales, Aspergillaceae. Gene Ontology annotation, molecular function: serine-type peptidase activity. Bases 1 to 489 code for a protein of 162 amino acids. The record is from RefSeq and is a predicted model, not a curated record.